Molecule: messenger RNA, 1182 nt
Organism: Saccostrea echinata
Lineage: Eukaryota; Metazoa; Mollusca; Bivalvia; Ostreida; Ostreidae
Product: tropomyosin-1, isoforms 33/34-like
Exons: 3
Coding region: 1-1182 (393 amino acids)
Source: RefSeq, a predicted model, not a curated record
AUGGCCAAGAAAUCACAGGAUGGACAAUUUCCCAUAACAAGACCCAAGUUACCUGGCAUGGAGAAACGAAGCCACGUGGAGGUAUCCACACAAGAACAAAUUCUGAUUUUAAGAAGUUAUUCAAAAAAUAGAAGUAAUUGGCCUAAAAUAUACAAAGAAGUAAAAACCGCGGUACAGGAAAAUUUACCAGCCAAGGUUCAGGUUUUGUAUGCAGAGAAACCUUACGAUAAAAUUAAAAGAAGAAUGGCGGACCAGGUCCAGAAACUCACACACAAAAGCGGGGGGUUUAUCGUAAAUGAAGAAUUAAAAUCUCUUGUUAUGUCCAUAAAAGGAAAUGACUCAAGGUACAGCACGAAAGAACACCCCAAUGAAAGAAAAAGAAAGUUUCAGAAUACAAGAAAUGUUGCAAGCAAUCGGCGACAAGAUGUAGAUGGAGGGGCGCCACAAUCUUCUAGAUCCGCCCCAGCUGCAACUGUAAGGGCGACGCCACUUGGGACAGAAAGACCGCCACUAAGGAGACCUGCGCCUGCUGCAGCCGAAGGGGAAGCGCCACUGGGGUCAGAAAGACCGCCACUAAGAAGACCUGCCCCUGCUACAGCUGGAGGGGCGGCGCCACUGGGGGAAGGAAGACCUCCACUAAGAGGACCUGCCCCUGCUACAGCUGAAGGUGCGGCGCCACCUGGGGCAGGAAGAUGGCCACUAGGAGGACCUGCCCCUGGUACAGCUGAAGGUGCGGCGCCACUGGAGACAGGAAGACCACCACUAAGAGGACCUGCCCCUGCUAUAGCUGAAGGUGCGGCGCCACCUGGGGCAGGAAGACCGCCACUAAGAGGACCCGCCCCUGCUGCAGCUGAAGGUGCAGCGCCACCUGGGGCAGGAAGACCGCCACUAAGAGGACCCACCCCUGCUGCAGCUGAAGGUGCAGCGCCACCUGGGGCAGGAAAACCGCCACUAAGAGGACCUGCCCCUGCUGCUGUUGAAGUUGAUGAAGGUGAGGUCAAUCGCCGCAGAGCGAUUCCGCUUGAUAGCGAUGACGACUCGGAUCAGGAAGAGCCGCCUAAAAAGAAGACAACUUCUGAGCUUGCAAGGGAAGCCUAUGAAGUGUACUUGUCAUCCGCAGAAAGGUCAAGGCGUCUUGAAAGGAAAAUGGAACAAUGCAUGGAUAAAUUUUUGUCCAUGUAA